AGUGCCAAUUACCUCCAGCCGCGUUGACACCGCCCCUUGGCUUUUGGUAUUCAAAUGACACUCAAUAGAAACCAGGUGACGAUCGCUCGUCCAAUCAGUGAAGAUUCAGGUGUCGGAACACAGGACACACCUCUCUACCAAAACAACUCCUUAAAACAGGACAGACUAACAAUCUAGCAGCUUUAAACAACAAAUACAACAGUAACUUUAGCAGAUACAACUAGUUUAAACAAGAUACUUAGCAGGAUCCAAGUAGUCAGUAGUCUCGCCUCACAGGUAGAAAAUGCACACUCUCAUGUCUCUCUCUGUGCCCUGAGAAGGACUGGCGACCUGUCCAAGGUGAACCCGGCCUUCGCCCGAUGUCAACUGGGAUCGGCUCCCGCGCCCCUAAAUAGGAGAAGCAGUUUGGAGGAUGGAAAGGAUUGGAACUAUUUUUCCUUUUUAUGUUUAUGACUUUUUCUUAUUUUUCAGUUGGGCAGAGAGGAAGAGGCAGAGGGAGCGGCCCGGGAAGAGGACGUGGGAUGCUCUACAAGAACAAGAAGCCGAAGGGCAAACCGUGGGGAGGACGUGGACGAGGUCGAGGAGGAGACCAGGGCAUGGAAGACAUGAUGCCAGAAGGAAAGAAUCCCUCUGGAUUUCAGAAGAAACGGCCAAUCAUGAGCAAGGAGUUUAUCAAUCAGCACACAGUUGAACACAACGGUCGAUACAUCUGCAAGUAUUUCCUGGAGGGUAGAUGUAUCAAGGGGGAACAGUGCAAGUUUGAACAUGAGCUCGUCAUACCAGACAAGAAAAAGGAACUUUGCAAGUUUUACCUCCAAGGAUACUGCAGUAAAGGAGAGAAUUGCAUUUAUAUGCACAAUGAAUACCCGUGCAAGUUCUUUCAUACUGGAGCCAAAUGUUAUCAAGGGGACAACUGCAAAUUCUCCCACGAGGCUUUGAACGAUGUGACCAAGGAGUUACUUGAUAAGAUAAUUAACACUGAGGAGGAGAACGCCCGUGAGGACGAGUUGGAACUGGAGGAUCUGAGAAAGCAGGGUAUCUCCCCACUUCCGAAGCCUCCACCCGGGGUGGGGUUGCUGCCCACUCCCGGUCAGAGCAGUCCUACAGACAGCCAAGCGGGGAAGAAGAUCCCCUCCCUGUUUGAAAUCACAGUUCAACCAACUGUGGACUUGGCACAAAAAAUUGGUCUGGGGUAACUGACACCAUCUGUAAUCAAACUGGAAUCAAUCAAACUCUGCUUCUACUCAACCUAAUUGUGCACCUUAUUUUUCAGUGGAAACAACUUCUCCCAGAAUCCGGGUGAAGGCACCGAUCAGUUUAGCGGAGGCUCAGAAGAAACGCAGAGUGGAAGUACAGCGCCUUCAGG
Pseudoliparis swirei is the source of this 1366-nucleotide messenger RNA. RefSeq names its product zinc finger CCCH domain-containing protein 6-like. The record is from RefSeq and is a predicted model, not a curated record. Gene Ontology annotation, cellular component: nucleus. Gene Ontology annotation, molecular function: metal ion binding; RNA binding. Gene Ontology annotation, biological process: negative regulation of DNA-templated transcription. NCBI's taxonomy places the organism in Eukaryota, Metazoa, Chordata, Actinopteri, Perciformes, Liparidae. Bases 444 to 1196 code for a protein of 250 amino acids. The transcript is spliced from 5 exons.